GGUCAAUCUGACAUUUUCCAAGGAUACAAUCUCCAAAAGGUUCCCGCCAAACCUUGCCCCCCUUAUUUGCAGGCCUUCUUCUACACUCUUCGUCUUCGCUCGGAGUCAAGAAAAGAAAACUGUCCAUUUGCCAUUUGCCUUUCGUUUUCUUCUUUCAGCAAAGAGAGCGUCUCGAUGUCUAAGAAACGAGGUCUUUCAUUGGAAGAAAAGCGUGAGAAGCUUCUUCAGAUAUUUUAUGAGUCACAGAACUUCUUCCUUCUCAAGGAGCUUGAGAAGCUGGGACCCAAAAGAGGUGUAAUUACCCAGUCUGUGAAGGAUGUCCUCCAAAGUCUAGUGGAUGAUGACCUUGUUUCAAAAGACAAAAUAGGAACUUCAGUAUACUUUUGGAGCCUUCCUAGCUGUGCUGGCAACCAGUUGAGAAAUGUGUACCGGAAACUUGAAUCUGAUCUACAAAGCAGUAAGAAGCGAUUGAUGGAACUUGUUAAUCAGAAUGAUGCACUAAAGAAGGGACGAGAAGAAUCAGAUGAACGAGAGGAGGCCCUAGCUGAGCUAAGAGCUAUUGAACUGAAACAUAAUGAAUUGAAGGAAGAGAUGGGGCAGUAUACGGAGAAUGAUCCUGCUGCCUUUGAUGCAAUGAAGAAAGCAAUUGAAGUUGCUCAUGCUGCAGCUAAUAGAUGGACAGAUAACAUCUUCACACUGCGACAGUGGUGUUCAAACAACUUUCCUCAGGCUAAAGAACAGCUUGAACACUUGUACAAUGAGAUAGGAAUAACUGAGGAUUUUGAUUAUUUAGAGUCAUCACUGGUUCCAAUCAGUUCAGUGGGUGAUCAGAAGCUGGAAGGCAAUCCUAACUGAUGCAGCGUGUAUAAAGAAUCUCUGUAUAAGGUUUCUGUGCUGAGUCUAUUAAUUUCUCAUUUACUUGUGCGUCGUAUUUCUCACUGGACUAGUACUGUAUUGAUGUCACAUGCCAACAUGAGCUUUUUUUUCCCUUUGUUUGUGGGAGAGCUCGUAGCAAUUGUCUGGAAAAAUUUCAAGUGAUGUCGUUGGGUAAAUUAACGACAA
This is a messenger RNA of Carica papaya (papaya), 1062 nucleotides long. The record is from RefSeq and is a predicted model, not a curated record. Lineage: Eukaryota; Viridiplantae; Streptophyta; Magnoliopsida; Brassicales; Caricaceae.